UCAGAGCUGCUGCAGUAUAAACAAGCCAUACACUCACACACACACUCUCUCUCUCUCUCUCUUCCACACACACACACACUCACACACACUCCUGCGGAGGCGGAGCGGCGGUGUUUCGGCUCAUGGCAGGACUCUCUGGAACAGGAAAAUAACCAUGAAUCUAUUGGCAUCAUGCUUAAGGCCAGACCAGGCCUUUGUAACCCUCGCCACCAAUGACAGCUAUGCUAAAGGAGCCCUGGUUCUGGCUCAGUCCCUGAAGAACCACCAGACUUCCCGCAAGCUUGUGGCUCUGAUCGGCCCUCACGUUUCAGAACCGUCCAGAGCGGUGUUGUGUAAGCUGUAUGAUGAGGUCCGGCUGGUGGACGUGAUGGACAGUGGAGAUAAGGCUCAUCUGGCCUUGAUGAAGCGUCCCGACCUCGGGGUCACCUUCACCAAACUGCACUGCUGGACCCUCACACACUACAGCAAGUGUGUGUUCAUGGAUGCAGAUACACUGGUGGUGUGUAACGUAGAUGAUCUGUUCGAGAGAGACGAGCUGUCAGCGGCUCCAGACCCCGGCUGGCCCGACUGCUUUAACUCUGGAGUGUUCGUGUUCCGGCCUUCCAUCGAGACAUACGAGAAACUGCUGACCUUCAGCACAGAGAACGGCAGCUUCGAUGGUGGGGAUCAGGGGCUUCUGAACAGUUUCUUCAGUGACUGGGCCACAGCAGAUAUCUCCAAACACCUUCCGUUUAUCUACAACCUCAGCAGCAUCGCCAUCUACACCUACCUCCCUGCCUUCAAACAGUACGGGCACAAUGCUAAAGUGGUGCACUUCCUGGGGAAGGUGAAGCCGUGGGACUAUGUGUACGACUCCAGCAGCCGGACGCUAAAGGGUCAGGCGGUGGAUCCGAACCUGCAGCCCAACUACCUGCUGCAGUGGUGGAGCCUGUUCUCCUCCGCAAUUGUUCCUCUGAUGAAGGAGGAGUUCGGAUCCCAGCCCUUCUACACCGGAGUGGAGGAGGUGGGAUUCCAUGACAAGACUCCUCAGAUGAACUGGGCUCCUCCUCCUCCAGCACCUCCUCAGGUCUCCUCUCAGGAGCGGAAGAAUAACUGGGAGCAGGGCCAGGCGGAUUACAUGGGCAUGGACGCUUUCACAAACAUCGAGAGAAAGCUCGACUCCUUCCUGAAGUGAAAAAAUCUGAACACGUGCCACCGUUAGUUAGUCUCUGUACCAGCUUCCCAACCCUGACCCUGGAGAACCCUGACCCUGCUUAUUCCAGGCAUUAACCCUUUAACAUACUCAGUAAGAAAAAAAAAAGCUAGGGAUUAUUUUUGUAUUGUUUUGUUUAAGACAAUAAAAUUUUUUUUUUCUUUUUCGUGCUGUAAGAAGUUACAUAAUUUCAUUUAAUUUAUUAAAUCCUCUGAAACUAUAAUAUGCUAAAGUUAAUAAUAUAUAUGGAAUAAUAUAUUUCAUCCUCAGAGCAAGAGAGCCAGCCGCAGCUCUACACCAGCUUUAAAGGAGCUAAUCUUGGUGACAAAUAUAAUUUAAACAUGCCUAUUGUUACUAAAGCCUGCUAAAUUAGCUAGUUAGCAUUUCCCAGAAAAAAAUGCUUAACAUUUCAUUACCUGCCUACUCUCAAUAUUUGGUAAAAAAUAAGAAAAUAAGGUAGUUAAGACUUUUGAUUAACACUUGAUUAACACUUAAACAAUAGUAAUUUUCUAUAAGAGAGUAUUUUAAUCAGGCAACCAUAUAUUAAAAUGAAUUUAAAUUUUGAAUAAACCAACACAGAUUGUCAACCUAAAACAACAGCAUUCCCUUUAUCCUCCAGGCUUUGAGGCUAAAACUACAAUAAUUCUUUAAAAAUUUGCUGGUCUGAAACCUUUGGCCUAGAAUUGCAGCUGGUUCUCUGGCCUUGUAGAUUGAUGCAACUUGUAAAGAAUGAAAAAGCAUACUACUGAAAGACACAGCAACCUCUAGUGGAGGGCACCCUUCAUUAACCUAACAUACCCCUACCACCCCUCAAAGAGGUUGGGUUCAUUACUAUCUUAGCACUUUAAGCAACUGGUAAGAAGAUACAUGAACUAAAAUGUUCACUGGGAGUUAAAGGGUUAACCAACCUGGCCAGUGUUAAGGUGUUUGGCGAAUAUGCAGAGCAGUGGGUUCUCCAGGAACAGGGUUGGUGACCACAGCUUUAGAGCAUGGAAACACAGCCGGUUCUCCAACCAAAGUGUGAAUGAAGUCAGUGUAUUCUUUUUUUUUUUUCCUUUUCCAAUGUGUGAUCAUUUACAGUAUUUUUCUACCUGUUUUAGAAACAACUAUGCAUCCUCACUAGAGAACCUCCUGCUUAGAACCCUCACUGUGAAACAACAGUCCAAAUAUACUCACUGUAAAAACCUGAGGACACGCCGUCAUUCUAUAGUCCAGAAGAACCUGGGUCUGUUUUUCCUAUGUGGGGUAAAAUUAAUGCUGGUAACAGGGUGGUAAAUUUUUUAAACACCAAAUGUUUAAUCCUAUGUAUGUCACUGGAUCUUCUGAACUAACAUCUCAGGAGUGGUGGAGACUGCGCUUCUUCUUUAAGGUAGCAACCAUAUUGAACAAUGGUUAUUUUUAGGUUCUUUUAAAUCCUUAUUCUGCUUGCAGUUCAAGCUUCAGAGGUCCCAGAGACAUUCAGGGGAAAUGUAGAAGCAGGACUAUAGUUUCUGAACUGGUUCUGUAGUUCUUUACACAACACUGCUCUCUAGAAUUGACACACAAACGUUUACUGACACUGAACUAGACUUUAUAAAUAUAGACUGUAAUUCUGACUAUCCUAUCAAGACUAGUAGCUAAUUAUUAUUAUUUUUUUUAUUAUUCCUAUUAUAAAAUAGGGGGAUUUUUGUAUACAGCAUUUCCCUUCACAUGUAACAGCCAAGACUGAGCACUGAAAACCACAGUACAGCUUUUCACUCCAACAUUAAAGAGCCCAUACCCCAAAAAACUGAGCUUCCUUCAUUUUUUUUAGGUUUACAUUUUUAUAAAUCAGUCUCAGCCUCUCUCUGCAUGUAUCGGGAUAUUCUUUUCUGUGUUUUUUUUUUUGUCACUAAAAUCUGAUUAUUUUUUAUUUCUGGCACUCCGUUUUCAAUGUUGUUGUGUGGAUAGACAAAAGGCAUUGCAAAUUUCCACAUUAAUAAAUGUAAACACUGAGGGUGCAUUUAAAAACUGAUUUUUU
This is a messenger RNA of Astyanax mexicanus (Mexican tetra), 3191 nucleotides long. RefSeq names its product glycogenin 1a (gene gyg1a). The transcript is spliced from 8 exons. Gene Ontology annotation, cellular component: cytoplasm. Bases 155 to 1174 code for a protein of 339 amino acids. Lineage: Eukaryota; Metazoa; Chordata; Actinopteri; Characiformes; Acestrorhamphidae. The record is from RefSeq and is a predicted model, not a curated record. Gene Ontology annotation, molecular function: glycosyltransferase activity.